GGGGCUUUUUUUUUAGACGCAAGUUUUUCCCUAUGGAGUCAAGCCCUCCAUCAUAGCCCUCCAUAUUUUUCCCUUAAGAUAUCAUAUUCUUCUUUAAAAGAUAAUAUUUUCGAAAGGCGCGUGGUCAUCGUGAAACAAGAAGAAGAAGAAGAUAAUAUCAUAUUUAUUUUCCUAUGACAUAUGGCCGUGAUAUGGCUAUUCAGGUUAAAAAGAAGAAUAACAAGCUUAAAUUUGAAUCUAAAGUGUAACGUUUUCCCUGUUAUUUGUUUUUUGUAAUUCAUGAACUUAUAUAUGUAUAUUUUUUACAUAAAAUCUUAUAUACAUGUGCGGCUUGUGCUAUAGAUUCUACCGGAAUAUUUAUCUUGAAACGCUUUUCGGAAGCCUUAAUGUUAAACUGAAAUAUGAGCUCAAAGAGGCAAAGUAUACCAAUUGAAGAAGGGCAAGUAUUUUCUGAUGAUGAGGAACUAUAUGGUUCAGAUGAUGAAGGAACACGAAUUGACGGCAUUUACAUUCCUCCUGCCACAAAACCAACACUUUCAUUUGAUCCUACAGGCCCUCGAUUGAUGAUAACUAAGAUAUAUAAUAAUUUCUUUAAGAGUUAUGCUGAAAAUAUUGUUUUGGGACCAUUCCAUAAAUGCUUCAAUGCAAUUGUUGGGCCAAAUGGCAGUGGUAAAAGUAAUGUUAUUGAUUCCUUGUUAUUUGUAUUUGGAUAUAGAGCAACAAAAAUCCGUUGCAAGAAAGUCUCGGUGUUACUACAUAAUUCAGAAAAUUUUAAGAAUAUUCAGUCUUGUACAGUGUCAAUCAACUUUGCUCUUAUAGUUGAUAAGGAUAGGGACAGUUAUGAAGUUGUCCCAGGUAGUGAGUUUACUAUUUCAAGAACUGCAAAUAAAGAUAACUCCUCCUAUUAUGAAAUGGAUGGUAAAAGAGUACAAUUCAAAGAUGUAGCCAAAGUAUUAAAAAAGCAUGGUAUUGAUCUGGAUUACAAUAGAUUUUUGAUUCUUCAGGGAGAAGUAGAACAAAUAGCUAUGAUGAAAUGUAAAGGAGAAAAAGAAGGUGAAUCUGGAAUGUUGGAGUAUUUAGAAGAUAUUAUUGGAACAACUAGAUAUAAGAAACCUUUGGAACAAAUAAAUGAAAGAGUUGAUAUGUUAUCUGAGAAAAGGACAGAGAAACUAAAUAGGUUGAGAUUGGUCGAAAAUGAGCUUGAACAACUGAAAGAGCCCAUGGAGGAGGCUGUAGGAUUUCUUAAGACAGAAAACAAAAUUGUACAAAACAAAAAUUUUCUUUUCCAAAAGGCAAUAAAAGACAUUAAAGCCAAAACUGUAACUGAAAAAGAAAAUUGUGAAGAAGCUUUAACAGCCCAGAAAAUAGUUGAUGAUAAACUGAAAGAGUUUGCAGAAACAAAGGAGAAAUAUAUGCAGACUCAAGACAGAGAGGCUAAAAUAUAUGAACAUUUAAAAAAGAAAAAGGAAAGCAUAAGUGAAGCAUAUAAUAAUGCUGAUAAGAAAGACAUGCAGCUACAAGCUGACAUGACCAGUACAAAUAACAGAAGAAAAAAAAACAAGGAAACAAUAGUUUUAGAAAAGAAAAAACUGACCAAGCUAGAAAAUGUUCCCAAAGAAAGUGAAGAGAAUAUUAUUGAGUAUGAAGCUAAAAUGCAGAGUAUGAUAAAACAGAAAGAACAGCAUGAGAAUGAAAAGAGUGUUCUUAUGAAAAAAAUACAAAAGGAUACAGAACAUUUGCAAAUAAAAAAAGAGAAACUACAAGAAGAACUAUCCAAGUUGAAAGAAAAUGUUGACAAAACAAAGUCGAAUUUUGCUCUGGCUGAAACUGAACUUAAAGUGUGUAUAGGAAAGGAGGAAACUGAAAGAACAAAGCUGGAAAACUUGAAGAAACUCUAUGAAACUUCACAAACAACUAUAGAUGAAAGGAUAAAGCAAGUGCAAGAAUUGAAAAAGAAGAUACCUGUAACAGAGAAAUCAUUGAAUGAUGCUAAUGUGGAGUUAUUAGAGGCUAGGCAAAAUGAAGCUACUCUUGUCAAUAAAAUCAGAUCAAAAAGGGGCACAUUAGAAGACGGCAAAUGUGCCAUGCAAGCCUCUAGAUCUAGUGGAAGGGUCUUGGACGAACUAAUGAGAGCUAAAAGAGAAGGCAAAUGUCCAGGAUUGUUUGGAAGAUUAGGUGACUUGGGAGCGAUUGACCAAAAAUACGAUGUAGCCAUAUCUACAGCCUGUGGACCAUUAGAUAACAUUGUUGUAGACACAGUGGACACUGCCCAGUGGUGUAUAGAGUUUUUGAAAAGACAUGAUAUAGGAAGGGCCGUUUUUAUUGCUCUAGAAAAGCAAGAGCAUCUGAGGAACCUAACCAAUUCAAGAAUACAAACACCUGAAAACGUUCACCGACUGUACGAUUUGGUAAAAGUAAAUGACGAAAGGGUCAAAACAGCCUUUUACUAUGCCUUAAGAGACACUUUGGUGGCAAAUGACCUUAACCAAGCUUCAAGGAUAGCUUAUGGUGCCCGAAGGUACAGAGUUGUAACACUUAAUGGAGAUCUAAUAGAAACCACAGGUACAAUGAGUGGUGGCGGUAGAAGACAAAUGCGCGGCAGAAUGGGACAGUCUGUAGCAAUUGCAAAUGUCAAUCCAGCAGAUUUACAGGCACUAGAACAGGAACUGCAAGCUAUGGAGAACAACGUGAGGGACGUGCGACAGAGACAGAACUAUUUGGAAUCUCAAAUCAGCGAGAUGCAACCUCAGUUAAAAUCAAUGAAAAUCGAUUUAGAUAAAUACUCUCAGGAACUAAAGAGCUUACAACAGCAACAACCGAAUAUCGCAAGACAAAUCAAACAGCAAGAAGCAAUGUCCAAAUCUACCAAAGCGGAUGCAAAAGAAGUUCAGAGAUUGACCGCGAUUGUCGAACAGAAGAGGAAAGACUAUGAUGCCGCUUCUAAAACAGCGAGCGUUUUACAAAUUCAAGUUGAUCAGAUAAAUAAGGAAAUCAAAGAGAAGACGACAGGAAAGAUUCGUAAAGUCGAGAACAGUAUCAAAGAAUGCACUAAAAUAAUCGAAAUGUGUAAAUCUGAAACGGCGAAAGUCAAGGUCGCGGUGAAGACAGCAGAGAGAAAUUAUAAAACUACAAAAGAGAAUAUCACUCGUAUGGAACAAGACGUUGAAGCAAUGGAAAACAGUCUGAGAGCUAUGAAAAAGGAGAGAGACGAGAUGGAAGAAGAUGCUAAGAAGCUUUUGACUUGCAUCGAGGAAAUUACUGAGCAGUUACAAGAAAAAGAAAAAUUAUAUUCAGAGGCAAAAAAAGAAGUGGAAGGUAUUAUGGGAAAAGAAAAUAAAUUGAAAUCUGAAAAAAUCGAUGUGGAUGAAAAAGUUAAUAUCCACAAUAAGAAACUAAAAGAAUUUAAGGCAGCAAUUCGGUCGUGGGAGUCGAAGUUAAAUGAACUAACGUUGCAAGAUAUACCAAACCAAACAGCUGAAGAAUUACAAAAAUUUACAGAUGAAGAAUUGGAAAACAAAGAUGCUGAGCACGCAGAACGAGAACUAAAAGCCGCAGAAAAUCACUUGAAAGCAGCUAAACCAAACUUACACAUUAUUCAAGAAUACAGAAAAAAAGAGACCCUGUAUAUUAGUCGGGCCAAGGAGUUUGAGGAGGUCGAAUUGAAAAGAACCGAAAUGAGGCAACUGUACGACAAAUUAAGGAAUCAGAGGAAGGAGGAGUUCAUAUCGGGGUACAAUAUAAUAAAAUUGAAAUUGAAAGAGAUGUACCAGAUGAUCACUUUAGGAGGUGACGCAGAUUUUGAAAUGGUAGACACGUACGACCCGUUUACUGAAGGUGUUCAAUUUAAUGUACGACCUCCGCGAAAAACCUGGAAGAAAAUCUCGAAUCUUUCUGGAGGUGAGAAAACACUGUCAUCGUUGGCUUUAGUCUUUGCUUUACACUAUUACAAACCGUCCCCGUUGUAUAUUAUGGAUGAAAUAGAUGCAGCCUUGGAUUUCAGAAACGUAUCUAUAGUAGGAAACUAUAUAAAGGAAAGAACAACCAAUGCACAGUUUAUAAUUAUUUCACUACGUUCCAACAUGUUUGAAUUGUGUGAUAAUCUCGUGGGCAUCUACAAGACCUACAACACUACAAAAACUAUAACUAUUAACCCUAAAUUAUAUGAUAAUGGAUCCAGACCUACUCUAAAUAAUACUGAAUUAGAAAAUUUAAAUAAGCAAAAUACAACACUUGAAGGAAUUCAGGAAAGUCAGGAAAUGGAACAGUCAGAAUCUACACAACGUUCUGAAGGACAAACUCCAUCUCUUACACCUGAAACUAUUCCAGAAACUCCUGAAAAGUCUUCAAGAUCUUCAGAAGGAGACUCAAAUAAAGAGAAUACGUCACUUAACAGUAUUCCAGAAAGCGAGUGUGACGAACAGAACGCAAGUACUUCAGAUACGCCUUCUCCCAUGGAUGAAGACACCGCAUAAUUUUUUUUUAAUUAUUCAAUUGUGAAACGAGGAUAAUAAAUUUGUAUU
Molecule: messenger RNA, 4520 nt
Organism: Sitophilus oryzae (rice weevil)
Lineage: Eukaryota; Metazoa; Arthropoda; Insecta; Coleoptera; Curculionidae
Gene: glu
Product: structural maintenance of chromosomes protein 4
Exons: 24
Coding region: 402-4472 (1356 amino acids)
Biological process (GO): mitotic chromosome condensation
Cellular component (GO): chromosome
Molecular function (GO): protein binding; ATP hydrolysis activity; ATP binding
Source: RefSeq, a predicted model, not a curated record